CGGCAACUGCAACCUCGUUUGCAACGUACAGCCAAGUGUUCGAGCAGCAGGCACAAUCGCUUAGCAUUUAGCGUCUCCCAGCAGUGAUCGGUCUGGUCUUGCGCGAUGGCCUCUUCCUCCUGCUUCUCGCCGCUGCUAUUGCUGCUGCUAGCGGCGCACUGCGGACUCCUGCUCGCCUCGGCACACGGCUACCUUCCUAGUAGCGCCGGCGCCGGGUCGGCGCUGAGCUCCGCGUUCUACGACGCGUCGUGCCCCGGCGCCCACGACAUCGUCCGGCGCGUCAUCCAGGACGCGCGCGUCUCCGACCCGCGCAUCCCGGCCAGCCUCAUCCGCCUCCACUUCCACGAUUGCUUCGUCAACGGUUGCGACGGCUCGCUUCUGCUGGACGACGACCUCCCGGCGAUCCGGACCGAGAAGGCCGUGCCCGCCAACGACAACUCGGCGCGCGGCUUCCCGGUGGUCGACGACAUCAAGGCCGCGCUGGAGCACGCGUGCCCGGGCGUCGUCUCCUGCGCUGACAUCCUCGCCCUGGCAGCAGAAAUCUCCGUCCAGCUCGCUGGAGGGCCACGCUGGAGGGUGCUGCUCGGCCGGCGGGACGGCACGACGACCAACAUCGAGAGCGCCGAGAACCUGCCGAGCCCUUUCGACCCCCUGGACGUUCUCCAGGAGAAGUUCAGAAACGUCAACCUGGACGACACUGACCUCGUCGCCCUCCAAGGAGCGCACACUUUUGGCAAAGUGCAGUGCCAGUUCACGCGGGAGAACUGCACGGCCGGGCAGCCUCAGGGUGCACUGGAGAACCUGGAUCAGGUCACCCCCAACCGGUUCGACAACAAGUAUUACGGCAACCUCUUGCACGGCCAAGCUCAGCUGCCGUCCGACCAGGUCAUGCUGUCCGACCCUGCGGCGCCGACGACGACCGCCCCCAUUGUUCAUCGGUUCGCGAGCAACCAGAAGGACUUCUUCAGGAACUUCGCGGCGUCCAUGAUUAAGAUGGGGAACAUUAGCCCGCUCACAGGGAAGGAUGGGGAGAUCAGGAAGAACUGCCGGAGGGUCAAUAGCAAAGGCUAUUGAAGACUCUGAUUCAGACUGAUGUUUUUUUUUUUGCAAUUACAAUGCAUGUAUAAAUCAUUCUUCUGAUUCUUUUCUCGUUCCUUUUGUAAAGUAUGAACUGAUCAGCUCAUGCCAUUUCGUGAAGCAAGUGUAAAAAUGUUUGUACUCAACUCAUAUACGCAUUCCAAAAA
This is a messenger RNA of Panicum virgatum (switchgrass), 1244 nucleotides long. Its product is annotated as peroxidase 2-like. NCBI's taxonomy places the organism in Eukaryota, Viridiplantae, Streptophyta, Magnoliopsida, Poales, Poaceae. Bases 106 to 1074 code for a protein of 322 amino acids. The record is from RefSeq and is a predicted model, not a curated record. The transcript has 4 exons. Gene Ontology annotation, biological process: response to oxidative stress; hydrogen peroxide catabolic process. Gene Ontology annotation, molecular function: heme binding; peroxidase activity.